This is a messenger RNA of Quercus robur (English oak), 765 nucleotides long. RefSeq lists its product as uncharacterized. The transcript has a single exon. Bases 1 to 765 code for a protein of 254 amino acids. The record is from RefSeq and is a predicted model, not a curated record. Lineage: Eukaryota; Viridiplantae; Streptophyta; Magnoliopsida; Fagales; Fagaceae.
AUGGCGUCUCCUCGAAGCUUAGGGUUUGAGUCAGGGGAAGAUGGCAGUUAUAGGCCAAGGUUAAGAACUCCUCCUAGUGAAUCUUUUUCCUAUAAGGAGGAACAUUAUCAUAGGAAAAAGAGUAGAAUUUCGGCCCAUAGGAGCUUGGGAAAUGAUGCUAUGAGUAGGGUCUUGCACCAGAUCUCGAGAUCACUGUUCACACAGAGGAUUGAAAGGGCAAAGCUUCCUUAUCGGUUUGCGCAACCCACUUUUACCAUUUACAUUAGGAGGACAGACCCAGUGGAGCACGUUAGUCACUUUAAUCAGAGAAUGGUUGUUUAUUCGAGGAACGAGGCCUUGAUGUGUAAAGUGUUCCUUUUUAGCUUAGGGCCUAUUGCAAUGAGAUGGUUUGAUAGGUUGGAAGAAGGCUCCAUUAGCUCCUUCCAGGAGCUCACUAAGGCCUUCAGGGCUCAAUUCUAUACGUGUAGCAAGGUUCCUCGCCCCCUAGACUCCUUGCUAUCAAUGGCAAUGAGAGAGGGUGAAACUUUGAAAACUUACUCGAACAGAUAUUGGGAGAUGUUCAACGAGAUAGAUGGAGAUUUCAAGGAUAUGGCUAUAAGGACGUUUAAAGUCGGCAUUCCCUCUAAGCAUGAUUUGAGAAAAUCCUUAACGAAGAAGCCUGUGCAAAGCAUGCAUCAAUUAAUGGAUCGAAUUGACGAGUAUAAACGGCUCGAGGAAGAUCAACAGCAAAGGAAGGGGAAAGCGAAGGUGACCCCUCCUGAUUGA